AUGCCCACCCUGGGAUGGAGCUCAGCACCUGAGGUCCUUACCAUGGUGAUGAUCCUAAGUAAAAACCUCAACAACCAGGGAGCUGACUCCAUAGCAUGCAGGACCUUCAACACUGAACUGCACACGCCAGAGAAGAUGAGUCAAGGACCUACACUUUUCUCUUGUGGCAUUAUGGAAAAUGACAGAUGGCGAGACCUGGACAGGAAAUGCCCUCUUCAGAUUGACCAGCCAAGUGCCAGCAUCUGGGAGUGCCUGCCUGAGAAGUGUCAGGAUGGCUCACUGUGGCACCAGGAGGCGGUGACCACCUGCGCCGUGACCAGCCUGAUCAAAGACCUCAGCAUCAGUGACCAUAAUGGGAACCCUUCAGCACCCCCUAGCAAGCGCCAGUGCCGGUCACUGUCCUUCUCUGAUGAGAUGUCCAGCUGCCGGACAUCAUGGAGGCCCUUGGGAUCCAAAGUCUGGACUCCUGUGGAAAAGAGACGAUGCUACAGUGGGGGCAGUGUCCAGCGCUAUUCCAAUGGCAUCAGCACUAUGCAGAGGAGCUCCAGCUUCAGCCUCCCUUCCCGGGCCAACAUGCUCUCCUCACCCUGCGACCAGGGAGUACUCCACCACCAAUUUAGGGGGCAGUCCUGCCAAGGGGCACCAGGCUUGGCUCCCUAUGGACAAGUGGGUGAUACCUGGAGCCCUGACCCACACCCCAUGGGAGGGGACCGGCUGGACUUGCAACGGUCCCUCUCCUGCUCGCAUGAGCAGUUUUCCUUUGUGGAAUACUGUCCACCCUCAGCCAACAGCACACCUGCCUCAACACCAGAGCUGGCAAGACGCUCCAGUGGGCUUGCCCGCAGCCGCUCCCAGCCAUGUGUCCUGAAUGACAAGAAGGUUGGUGUUAAACGGCGGCGCCCCGAAGAAGUCCAGGAGCAGAGGCCUUCCCUAGACCUUGCCAAGAUGGCACAGAACUGUCAGACCUUCAGCAGCCUCAGCUGCCUGAGCAUGGGGAUGGAAGACUGCAGCCCCCAGAGCCCCUUCGCCUUCCAUGUCAGCAGCACCAGGUCCUGGACCGCCUUGCUGUCGGCCUCCAGCCCAGGGGGCAGGACUCCCGCUGGGACCCCUAUCCCCGAGCCUCUUCCCCACUCCUUCGACGACCACCUCGCCUGCCAGGAGGACCUGUCAUGUGAGGAGUCAGAUGGCUGCACCCUGGGCGAGGACUGCAGCAGGAGAGGGGAGCUGGCCAUAGCCUGGCGGGACCACAGAGCUGCCGGGAACAGCCUCUGCUCCCUGGAUGGCGAGUUGGACAUUGAACAGAUAGAGAAGAACUGAGGGGGCCGUGGAUGCCAGUCAGGGAUGGGGGUGCAUUAGAGUCAACCAGUCUCCCUCUGGGCACUAGGUGGCCACUCGAAGUGGGAACCCAACUCCUGGGCCUGAUGAAAGCUUCCUGAGAGGCGUUGGGUCCUAGAGGGAGCCCACCCACCUCCCAGGGAGAGGCUGUCCAGCCUGCAGUGACUGGCUCUGUGACAGCUGGCCUGGCCAUGCCACGCAGUGCAGUAUAUCAGCCUCUCACCAGCGACUUGAGCAUGUCGGCCACCAGGUCCACGGAACUACUGUAGCCUACAGAGCAGCUUUUUGGUUUGGGUUUUUUCCACCUUUCUCCUCAUGGCUUGUUGGGCAGUCUCUGUCAUUUCCCCCGCAAAGUUGGGCACCACUUUGCAUCCCCUGGGUGGGGAUUGUCAGGGAGGGCCUGGGCUCAGGGCUGGGGCCAGGGUCCACAUGGCUAUGUCAGGGCCCUUUUUGGCCUCGCUCAGGUUCAAUUUUGGGGAGUUGGCCCCACAGCUUCUUUCACUCAGUUUUACUCCGUGCCUUCUUUCCUAGAUCUCCCUGCUUCAGUCUUGCAAAAGUUCGGGAGAUGCUUCCUUCUGUAGUAACAUCAGAACCAUUUGGCCUUAAUUCCAGGUGUGGGAGACAGUUCCUGGGGUGCUGGAGUGGCCCUCAGAGGGUAAGCUCAUGUCCAAACUCUUAGGUCCCAAGGAACAACUUGGGGGUGCUUGUUAGAGACUGUCCACAGUGGGUAGAAAUUUGGUGGAUCUGUUGGCAGAGAAGACAGACCCAUUUGCUCUCCCGUGGAAUUGGAGAGGCUGCCCCCAUGGCUCUGCCACUUUGGAGGCUGCCUUAGCAGGACUGGCAGAUGACGGCCCUUCUCUGUGACUAACCAGCCACUAAAUGAUUAGCUUGGUUGAUUCAGGUGAGUGUAGAGAUGUCACGAAAAAAGGAUGGUCUCUUGAAAAUGUCCUUAGGAGAAAAGAGCUCUGAGCAGGUGCACAGAUCUCAGCCCUGUACACAGUUCAUGGGUGAAGGAUCUGCUGGCCACUCCAGGAUGCCUGGGACAGGGCCUCUGAGCCCCUACAGUAUCCAAGCACACUCCCAAUUUGUUCACGGGACUGCUGGCUUUAAUUAAGGCACCCACUGUCCCUCAAGACAAGACCAGGACUCAGUGCCGCCUCCGGCUGUAGGCCCAGCCCCAGCCCCUGACCCCUUGAGGUUUGCCUGCCUCAGGCAGCUCCUCCCCACCUGCCCUGCAGACACACCCCAUGGGCAAUCUGGGAAUCUGGCUUUUAGCAAACUUGGCAUCUUCCACAGACAGUAGUAAUUGGGCUGGCUUAGGAGCAAGUGGCUCAUUUUCCUGUAAGGGUAAGAGUGGCUGGUGCAAUCUCCUGAGUGCGCAGACAUAUGACAGAGGUGCUUGUGUGGUCACUUUGCUUCCACUCAUCUCCUGUGGGCGAGUGGAUGCCCCACUUUUGUAGGGUGAGUCCACAUGCUCUUUACCUUCCUCCUAAAGAAAGGCCCUUUUGGAAACUGUUUAAAUCCUCACUUUUUACUGCAUCAACAGGGUGGUGGCUCAAGUUCUGAUUUGUAGGUGGUGUUUCUUAAAAUUCAGCCAUAAGAUACUUGCAGAAAGCCUCCAACCCAGGGGCCCUCAGACUGUUGACAGCCUCAGGCUGGAUGGCACAGUGGGUGUGCUGGGUAGGCAGGUCCCGGAGGGGGGGCAACCAGCUCUCCUCAGUUUGAUGUUUGAUAUAGCUCCUACCACAGGCACAUCCACUCAGGACCUCAGAAAGCCAAACCAGAGAGCUGGCAGCUCUAGGUAGAUGAUGGCAUCUCACCUGAUCCCUGCCUGGUGGGUGGUGGAAGCCACGUCUUCUCAGAGCAAAUCCGGAGGAGGCUGGGGCAGUUGGUGGGUGGGUGUGGAGAGUGCAUGCCUGUGCCUCGUGUCUUCAGAACCCACCUAGGACGGGAGGUGCUGGCACAUGGAAUGGCCACCCCAUGAGUGGACAUGAACGGAGCACAGCCUCUAAAGCAGACCUUCCUGUGAGGGCAGGGCAGGGUCUCAUCUCCUGGCCGGCACUGCAGUGAAGGAGGGAGCACAGUGCCAGCCACACUCUCAGCACCAGGAAGGGAGGCACAUGGUGAUGGGCGUGUGCCACAGGCCAUAGUGUGGGCCACCUGCCCUCAGGAAGGACAAGCAAUGGUGCUUGCUGAGUCACAGCUUUGUCCUCCCUACCUCCCACCAAGCUAGUCCCAUCAGCCAGCAAGCCCAGCCCCAGGGCACUUAGGGGUAGAAGAGGUCCAGGCCCAAGUCAGGGUUUGACCCUCUCCAGCCUCCUCAGGCUCCCCCCGCCCCCUCCCGACUUCCUGCUCUACCAAAGCUCCUAGCCAAGCCACAGUAGCAGCAAUUAGGGAGAAAAUGUGGGCAUCCCUUCUGCUUAGAGAAAGAAAUGGCUCCACUGGUUUCAUGUUUGUCUUUUGCUUGGAGAGAGCAGACCCCAUCCAGAAGGUGCCACCGCCAUCUUCUGAGCAGCCUUACCCCAGAGAGGCUGCUUACCCUGCUCCACUGUGCUGGCCCCAUGACGUUUGAUCUCGGAGCUCUUGGAGGGAGCUUCACCCAGGGUCAUCCCCAUGGGGCAUGGACAGGCAGGCUAACCCCAAUAUGGGGCCCCAGCUGAUGGCAGCAGCAGGAGCCUCAUUUUUGUCAGUGCCCUGCCCUCCUGCCUGCGAGGGGAGACUGAAGAAGUGCACAGCAAGAGGGUCGCUGGGCCAGGUCAUCCACCUGCCCAGGGGGCCCUGGAGGACGAGUGGGGCAGGGGCUCCAGGAGCACUGGGUGGGGAGGAGGGGCUUCCUGUCCCAUGGCAUCCCCUCUCGCUGCAACAGCCACUGCACUGACAGGCGUUGUCGUCUGCUGGGGGCCGGGCAGGCGCAGGCGCAGCCUCCGUUUACACUGUCGCAACCCCCUUGCCUUACUCACGGUGGGGGCCAGGGCUGGCCCGGGGCCCACGGGGAGCUCAUCCUGACCGUACAUAUGGAUUUUCACUCUCAGAAAGCCUUACUUUUCAACAAAAUUUUGUAGCAGGAAAAUUUUGUGAAUUUGUAUGCUGAAAGACAGUUUAAAUAAAGGAAAAUUUCACAUUAAAAAGAAAACAAAUCCCAACAUCCAAAUGGGUCUCCGAGUGCAGGGGGGCAUGCAUUGUCCAUGCUCUGCUCACUUUGCCUGUUGGAGCAAGCUUCCCUAGCAAUGAAAACACACCCUGGAUCUCGUGCCAUGGGAGGUUAAAAUCAUGUGCUCUGUGGCCACAGGGGUGGUCACCUGAAGGAUGACUGCUUCAGAUGUUAGCCGCUUGGGACAGAGCAGCCCAGCCAAGCACCUAUAGCCUCGGUAGGAUAGUUUCACCUUCUAGCAUAGUUUUCAGUGCGUGGGGGAGAUGUCCUCGGGAUACAGGUGACAGCACAUAGGCUGUUUCUAGGGUUGUAGUAUGCUUUCCCAAACUGUUCGUCGGUGUUGCAGAGCUUCAGGAAGUGUGGCGGCCAGAAAGUGUAGUGUUGGGCCAGUCCCCUGCACAGGGGCAAAGCGAUCUGUGUGCAGAGGGCGCUGGGUCUCUGUCCUAUCCUCAACCCCCGCCCCCCGCAGCCUAUCCUCCCUGAGCAGGCUGUGACUGUCUUGCACUAGAGCCGCUCUAGUCUCUCAGGAAUUUGCUUGUUACUUUACUGUGUAAAUAAAGCUUCCUGGUUCAA
This is a messenger RNA of Cynocephalus volans (Philippine flying lemur), 5059 nucleotides long. It is a transcript of the gene FAM53B, whose product is annotated as family with sequence similarity 53 member B. The coding region runs from base 1 to 1317 and encodes 438 amino acids. Gene Ontology annotation, cellular component: nucleus. Lineage: Eukaryota; Metazoa; Chordata; Mammalia; Dermoptera; Cynocephalidae. The transcript is spliced from 4 exons. Gene Ontology annotation, biological process: protein import into nucleus; positive regulation of canonical Wnt signaling pathway. The record is from RefSeq and is a predicted model, not a curated record.